AUGGCUCUUGAAGAUAUCCGAGAAAUGGCCACUCAGUGGACAAGACAAUAUAUGUUUCCAAUUGGUUUAGUUGUAUUUCAAUGUGCAUUUAUUAUAUUAUAUGCAUUUCAUGCUGAUUAUGGAUUAGCAGUAGAAGCUAAUGGAACCGCCGCUUAUGAUGUUUCAUCUAAUGUUGCACCACCAAGAAGUAAUGUGGAAUUUUAUUAUUCAAUGUUUCAAGAUGUUCAUGUUAUGAUGUUUAUUGGUUUUGGUUUUUUAAUGACUUUUCUACGUCGUUAUUCAUUUUCAUCAGUAUCAUUUAAUUUCUUAGUUGCUGCUUUUGUCUUAGAAUGGGCUAUGUUAAUUCGUGGUUAUGUUUUUGAUUGGGAUGAUGUUAAAAAUAAAUUUCCUGUUGAUGUUACAAGUCUUCUUCAUGCUGAUUUCGUUUGUGCAGCAAUCUUAAUCUCAUUUGGUGCUGUUCUAGGAAAAACCAAUCCAGCUCAAUUAGUUGUUCUUGCAUUAAUUGAAGUUGUUAUUCAAGUAUGGAACGAAUAUAUUGGAGUAACAUAUUUCUGUACUUAUGAUGCUGGAGAAUCAAUAUUUGUUCAUAUAUUUGGUGCUUAUUUUGGUUUAGCUGCAUCCUAUGCACUUCAACGUAAAAGAACAGUUGAAUCUGAAAAAGAAAGUUCAAGUUAUGCAUCGGAUAUCUUUUCCAUGAUUGGUACAUUAUUUUUAUUUUGUUUUUGGCCAUCUUUCAAUGCUGGUACUGCAUUUGGUGAUGGAAGAUUACGUGCUAUUACUAAUACAUAUAUUAGUAUAAGUGCAUCAGUUAUAUUAACUUUUGUUGUCUCAGCACUUGUUGGAAAAGGUAAAGAAGAAAUUAUUCAUAUACAAAAUGCAACAUUAGCUGGUGGUGUUGCUGUUGGAGCAGUAGCUGAUAAAGAUAUUGGAUUAUUUGGAGCAAUGAUUAUUGGAAGUGUUGCUGGAACAAUAUCAACUUUAGGUUAUAAAUAUUUAUUAGAAUUAUUGAAACGUAUUAAUAUUCAUGAUACAUGUGGUGUACAUAAUCUACAUGGAAUGCCAGGUGUUCUAUCUGCUAUAGCUAGUAUUGUACUUACUAGUAUACCAUCCAGAUCACUUUAUCACGAAAAUUUAACACCAAAAUGUUUGGGUGGUGGAUUAAAUCGAUCAGUUGGAAUGCAAGCUGCUUAUCAAAUUGCUGGUGUUGCA
This is a messenger RNA of Adineta steineri, 1209 nucleotides long. NCBI's taxonomy places the organism in Eukaryota, Metazoa, Rotifera, Eurotatoria, Adinetida, Adinetidae. The record is from the annotation of a GenBank genome assembly.